This is a messenger RNA of Spirodela intermedia, 2099 nucleotides long. NCBI's taxonomy places the organism in Eukaryota, Viridiplantae, Streptophyta, Magnoliopsida, Alismatales, Araceae. The record is from the annotation of a GenBank genome assembly.
AUGGCUUCUUCCCUUCUUCUUCUUCUUCUUCCUCUCAUCCUCUGCAGAUUCAUGGCGCUGGCGGCGCCAACUGUGGGGUCGGAGGUCUCCGACGCGGUGGUAUUGCUGGGGAAGAUAAAGCCGGCGCUCGCCGGCGCCGGAGGAGACGACAACCUGCAGCUGUCUUCGUGGAACUCGUCGGUGCCGCUCUGCCUAUGGCGAGGCGUGGAAUGGGCCUUCUCCGACGGGACCCCUCUCGCCUGCGCCGGCAGACUGGAGAGGGCCAAUCUCUCUCUGGUCCGAGACCACUCCCUGCAGGUUACCGCCCUCCGGCUGCCCGCUGCCGGCCUCGCCGGAGCAGUUCCCCGCGAGAUCGGCGAGCUCUCCUCGCUGCGGUCGCUGGUCCUCGGAGUGAACUCUCUGGUGGGCUCCUUCCCCCUCGAGCUUGGCAACUCGCCGGAGCUCGCAGAGCUCGAUCUCAGUGGGAACCUCCUCGGCGGGUUUCUUCCGCCGUCGAUCUGGAACCUCUGCGGCCAUCUCACCGCCCUCCGCCUCCGGGGGAACAACUUCUCCGGCGGCCUCCCGCCGCCGGCUGUCCGCAACACCUCUUGUGAGGAGCUCCGGUUUCUUGACCUCGGGGGAAACCGCUUCCAGGGGGAGUUCCCGGAGUUCCUCACCGGCUUCCGCCGCCUGAGCGAGCUAGACCUCGGCGGCAACCUUUUCUCCGGCGACAUCCCAAGCUCGCUCGCAGACCUCGCCGACCUGGGCAAGCUCAACCUCUCGGGGAAUAACUUCACCGGGAUGCUGCCGGCCUUCGCCGGUCGGUUCGCCGCGGAGGCCUUCGCGGGCAACAGCCCGGAGCUCUGCGGGCCGCCCCUGGGGGAAUGCAGAGGGGGAGCUCACACGGGGGCGGCGAAAGGGAGGACCCACACCAGCUCCGGCGUAGUCGCCGGAAUCGUGAUCGGGCUGAUGGCCGGGUUGGUGGUAGCGGUCUCCCUGUGCAUCGGGUGGGCGCAGGGGAGGCGGAGGAGCAGGGGGAGGGCGGCGGCGGAGGAGGAAGAGGAGGUCGGAGUGGACGAAGCCGCCGGUGAGGGGAAGCUCGUGGUUUUCCAUGGCGGGGAGCACCUGACGCUGGAGGACGUGCUCAACGCCACCGGGCAGGUGAUUGAGAAGGCCGUCUACGGCACCGUGUACAAGGCGAAGCUUGCCGACGGCGGCACCAUCGCGCUGCGGCUUCUGCGAGAGGGCAGCUGCCUGAACAGGGCGGCGUGCCUGCCGGUGCUCCGCCUGCUGGGGCGCGCCCGCCACGAGAAUCUUGUCCCCCUGAGAGCCUUCUACGAAGGUAGCCGAGGGGAGAAGCUCCUCAUCUACGACUACUUCCCCAACAGAACCCUCGACGAUCUCCUACACGGUGAAUCUUCUUCUUCAUCCCCAUUGUCAGGGUUUUGAAAGCUCUGGGACGAUGACAGUGGUUGCGGGUGUGGGUUUUUCUUGCAGAGGCGAGGGUGGGAAGGCCGGUGCUCAACUGGGCACGCCGGCACAAGAUCGCGCUGGGGGUGGCGAGAGGGCUGGCGUACCUCCACGCCGGCGGCAGCGGCGGCGGCGCCGAGAGCCAUGGGGAUCUGCGGGCGAGGAGCGUCUUGGUGGAUGAGCUCUUCGUGGCGAGGUUGACGGAGAACGGCGUGCACAGGCUGCUGGUGGCGGAGGUGGCGGAGGAGAUGCUCGCCGGUGCAAAGGCGGCGGGGUACAAAGCGCCGGAGUUGCAGAGGAUGAAGAGGAGCUGUGCGAGGAGCGACGUUUAUUCGUUCGGGAUUCUGCUGCUGGAGAUGCUGAUGGGGAAGAGGCCGGGGAGGGAGGACCUGCCGGGGCUGGUGAAGAUGGCGGUGCUGGAGGAGACGACCAUGGAGAUCUUCGACGGGGAGCUGCUGAAGGGGGUCAGGCCCAUGGAGGACGGCCUGGUCAACGCCCUCAAACUCGCUAUGGGCUGCUGCGCCCCCGUCCCCUCCGUGCGCCCCGACAUGGCCGAGGUCGUCCGGCAGCUCGAAGAGAACCGGCCCAGGAACAGGUCAACGCUGUACAGCCCCGCCGACACCCGCAGCGAGGCCGGCACGCCCUUCUGA